Xyrichtys novacula (pearly razorfish) is the source of this 3691-nucleotide messenger RNA. Lineage: Eukaryota; Metazoa; Chordata; Actinopteri; Labriformes; Labridae. The record is from the annotation of a GenBank genome assembly.
AUGUCUCACUUCUCUGAUAAAGGUAAACACUCAAACACCUUACAGGGCUCGACCAUUUCACUCGCAUUUGUGAGUAAAUAUAGAUGUGUGUGAAUUGUAAAAUGUAUUUAGGGUCACAUGCGCAUAAAAAAAAAAUCAGCUGAGGCAACAAAUGUGUUUUCAUGUACAUACUGCAGUGAAGUUAGUUUUGGGUUGGAUAUUCAACGGACAUUCACUGCAGAUUUACCGUUGUCUCUCCGUAACGGGGGAGUGAUGUAUUUUUCUUAGGAUGGUUGGGGAAGGUCCCACCUCCCUCACCUCUGAUUUGCGAGAAAAGCUGAUAACAUCAUCACCUGAUCAAGUCGAGCGCGGGCUGUAACAUUAUUAUGUUAAAUUUAAAGGCAAAUUUUGAACAUUUUCUUUAAUAGCUUCUAUUUCAUGUGACCAAAAGACCUGAAAUUGAUUUUAGUUAGCGUAUGUUUAGUCUUUGAUUCGACUAACUUCACUGUUUCUGUUUCUAUUUGUGUCUCAGCUGACCAGAGAAAGGUGGAGCCGAACAUCAGGUGAGUUUAUUUUCCUCCUGACAUAAGAAACACAGACGAAAUUUUUCCCAGAGUUGCUCAGUAGAUCUUAAAUUCGACACCCCAAAUUCUUGCAGGAUGGGGGCGGAGCCUCAGCCAGGUCCCUCCAGGUGUCAGCCAAGCAGACAGGGUUACUGUGGAUACUGCAGAGUUCUCUACAGAAACCUGGACCAGGUACUCAUAACAAACCUGAACCUGUCUCAUAAUCAUGUGACUGAGCUGACCAAUUAGAGUCAUGGAAAACUUGACGUCAUCCUCCUCCUCCUCUCAGCACCUGUCCAGUCUUCGACACCUGGAUUCUGUCCGCGCCUCCUCCAGAGGAUCCAGCACCGUCUCCUCCGCCAGCAGCAGCAGAACCAAGCUAACCCUGCUGGAGCGCUUCCUGCAGGACGUCCUGGAGCACCACCCACACCGCUACAAAGACCCCAGGUACCUUUAACAGACACGUCUGUUACCUGGUCAGAGGUGAACGCACCUGUGUGUAUGCGAUCUCAGCAUGUGUGUGUCUCCAUCAGGCCGUCUCACGCCGACCUCCCCUCAGUCUCCGCCCCUCUGUUGCCGAGGGAGGAGCUUGAUGAACUCUGUUUCUCCGAUAAGGACAGUCAGUCGCAGGGAACGAGAGAACGCCUGCCCAGCUCUGACGUCUCGCACGAACCGACCAAUCAGCAGGACGACACCUCCUCCCACAGCCAAUCAGGAGAGAGAAUCUCUAAGGGAGCAGGUGAGGAGCGGCAGUCUGCACCAAUCAGGGAGCAGAAAGAAGAAGGAACUCUACCUACACAGACCCCGCCCUCAAUUACUCAGGCCCCACCCCCCCUCCACAGGAAGGCUCACAGAAAGACAAACAGAAGGAAAACGAGCAACUCUUCCUCUUCCUCACCCCCCCACAGGGUCUCAGGCCCUGCCCCUUUGCCCCCCCAAGAGUUAGGACCCUCUGCCUCCUGUCCAGACCCAGGCCCCCCCUCUAAGAUGAAGCCUUCUGUAUUUCUGGGCUUGGGCACCGGACCUGGACCCCCUUCAGGGCUCCGGCCGUGGGCGAGCUGGCAGAAGGAGAGGAGGGAGGCGCUGAAAGAGGAGGCGUUCUCCUCGGACCACAGUGACCCCAUGGACCGGACCAUCGAAGAGGUUCGUCUGAUUCGUCAGUAAAAAGAUCAAACAGUUAACGAGUUUAAUGAGUCAUUAGUUUAAAAGUAUUCACUCGUGUUUAUCCUCAGGUGAGAAACUUCUGCAGAUAUGAUGUAACUCUUGUGUCAUGUUCCCUUCAGGUGAUCCAGAUGUGUUGUUAUGGUGUCACUUCCACUCCCCGCCAGCAGGAGGAGGCGGAGAGCUUUCACCUCAGCAUCCCCCUCUCUGCUGAAACACAGAGUGAUGACUGGGACUCACCUGUACAGGUCAGAUUCAGUGACUUACAGUACCUGUGCCUCAGAUUCAUUGAAACAUGAUAUUGAAGGUAGAAAACUUGUCAUUCCAGCGAGGCCUGACAGAGAGCAUCACACGACCCCCACACACACCUGUCCAGGUGAGCCAGACAAAGGGGCGGGACCUGAGCCGUCUAAUGGAUGUUCAGGUUGAACUCGAGGACCAGGUGUAUUCCUAUCAGCUUGACUCCGCUCUCCAGGAUGGAAAAAAAGGGGGCGGGGCCAAACAAGACCAGGGCUUCCUGACUCUGCCGAUAGACGAGAUCCUUCCGGUGCCGCAACAUAUCCCAGAAUCCUUCAAGGGGAAGACCUGGGCCCAGGUAGAACUGGAGGACGAGGACAAGGUGGAUCGGCUGGUGCGUCAGUUUAGAGGCGAGAAAUUCGUCUGCUACUUUGACAGCGAGUCUCUGGCCAGGUAAAACACAUACAAGUAGACACGAGAUUUUUCACACCUGUACCUGUUCAUAUGAAAUACACACCUGUUCUGCAUGAUGUAAUUUCAGCAUGUUUAUGUACCGUCUGAUAUUAGUCAUAAUGAGAUUCUCAGGUGAAUGUAAUUAUCGGUGUAAAAUGACCUCCCCCUUUUUUGAUCUGUUGAUGAUGUCAUCACUGUCAGGUAUGGUAGGAGGAGUCGAAAAAAGGAAGGAGCUGAUGAAACGAAGGACACAGCGCCACACAUGGACAUCCUGCCCUUAUUGGACCACGAUGAAGAGGAUUCAGUGUACCUUAGGAGGAGGAGGAGGAGGAAGGGGAGGGGCUUCAGGGUGGCGUCCAGGUGUCAGGUAGGAUGAGUUGAACCUGUACAACUUAAUAAAUUGUAAACAUUGUCUCGUUUACCUGUUCUUGUUCUCUCAGGUGGUUAAAGUGAGUCAUGGCACUCAGACGAUCAGAUUGGUCGUCCCAGCUGUGCGUCAGCCAGUCUCCGAGGACCUCCCCCCCAUUACUCCUGCAGCCAAUCAGGACGCAACAGAGAGGACUCCGGAGGCGCAGACGUGGCGCUGUCUCCCCUCGUCAUACUCUAGCAUUGUCACACCGCUGCAGCCGCGCACCUCUGUGGUGUACCUGCUCUGUUCCCCCUCAGGCCCCGCCCCCACAGACACACCUGUGCCAGAGUCUGCUUCCAAACGCUGCAGGAAGAAGAAGCGCCCGCUGGACUUACAGAGGUCAAAGGUCAAAUACAAACGGUUUCCUGUCAAGUUUUACGACCCGGUCAGCAACCGAAUUUUGAAAAAUCCCCCAAAAGGCUUUCUACGGCACAGAGGCUCCGCCUCCUCCAGCCAUCCGCCACCCUGUGUCCGUCAGCUGUUCAGGAGUCUGAGUCCAGACCUGAACACCGACAGGCCGUCAGAUGAGGCGGACGCAGGGUCCUCCAGGGCCAAAGGUCAGAGACUCUCGGACAUCAGCCACACGCACAGCUCCCGUCUGAGCGCGCUCAGUAGGGAUUCAACACAGUCAGACAAACAGGACCCAGUCAGGGGACAGAGCAGGACAUCUCUAGCCCCGUCCUCUUCACCUCAAAGCUUAUCAGAGCGAGGAAGGGGGGGCAGGAGGAACAGGACACGCCUCCAAACUUCCAAAAAGAGAGCCAGGGUACAGGCCACGCCCCCUCAUCCUCGAAGAGAAGGCCUACGGCGGGCUGGACCCACCCAGCCUCCUCCCAGCCAGAAGGGGAGGGGCCGUAGGGGGCGGGGUUUAGAGAGGAGUAGAAGGUAG